This is a messenger RNA of Seminavis robusta, 2692 nucleotides long. NCBI's taxonomy places the organism in Eukaryota, Bacillariophyta, Bacillariophyceae, Naviculales, Naviculaceae. The record is from the annotation of a GenBank genome assembly.
AUCGAUUACUUCCAUCAAAGGUCUCUCUUUCGCUCGACCUCCACAUCAUACCUUCAUAAAAUACAAUCUUCGCCAACCUGCAAAGCUCAGAUACAAAUACAAAACACUAUAUCUACCACCAUGAGUACUUACGCCACCAAAACACACAGCAGCGCCGCCAUGGCUGCCAAGCCUCUUCACAGCACGAACUUGUCCAACACUUCCUCUCCUCUUCCUUCCUUGAUUGACUUUGGUUCUACCGCAUGCAGCAGCGACUUUCUUUCCGAGAAGUUGGCUCGGUAUCAACAGCAACAGCCAGAGAGCAACAACGGCCCCACUUCCAUGGAUGUGGACUGCUCUCCUUCUCCCAUGACUUCCUCUCGUCUGUACCAACAUUGUCACCAUCAUUCUUCCAACAGCAACGUCAACACUCCUCCUCUUCUUCCCAACUGCUGGAACUGGAACAUUGUUCGCUCUCUCGAAGCCGAUGCCGGCCGCGAACACGUCAUGAUGAUGAACAAGAUCGCCUGCGCUUGUCUGGUCCAACAAAAGAAGGAAGAAGCCAAGCGAUCCUUUGCUCUUUCCCUCUUGGAACUUCAAAAGUACGCUCCACUCGUCAGUGAACAGCGCAGCGGCAAUGCCGUUGCGUUGCUUCAGAACUCGGUGGCUUCCAAGCAACAGAAGGUUCAAGCCGAGCCCAACCGCUCCUUGUACAUUUACCAACGCGAAAGCUACGAUGAAGGCAUGUACAUGUACUCCACUCCUCUCGCCGUCACCGCAACGCAAUCCCGCAUCCGCAUGGAAGCCACUCUGCUUUACAACUUGGGACAAGCACACCUGCAGAACCUCGAACACGAAGAAGCCAAGGAAUUGUUCCAACUGGCCCUUCAAGUCUUGGAAAAUGAAUACAUGGCUGCAGAUGUGGUCGACACGGACAUUGUCAGUCCCUUUCUCAUUCGACACAACUUGGGCAACUGCUGCUACCGCUUGGGAGAGAAUGAUGCCGCCAUUGGACACUACCAAGCUGCUCUGCAAAUGUCCGUCCAAGCUGCCUCCAAUGUGGGUACUUCCACCACCCUCAUGGCCACUGCCAACAGUCGUCAACGCUUGUUGGACUUGGCCGCUUCCUACAACUGUGUCGCUGUCUUGCGCUUUCAUCAGUCUCAUCCUUCGGAACCAUCCGACACGGCAUUGGACUACCUCCAAGUUGCAUUGGCCAGUUACACAUCCGUCUUGGGCAGCACCAGCAACAACAACAGCAGCAGCAACGCCAACAAUGCGGACAGCUGCUGCACCAAGGAAGUCGCCACGGUCUUGAGCAACAUUGGACGCGUCUACUUUUUGCGCGCCGACUACGAAAAGGCACUCGAGUUGUUCCAACGAUCUUUGGCCAUUCGCCAAUGGGUCCUCGAGGCACACUCGGUCGAUAUCGCCACGGCCAUGUUCAAUGUCGGACAGACCCACCAUCGUUGCGGCAAUCUCGAAGCGGCCAUGACUUACUACCGCGGAUUCCUCGAAACGGCGCAAGUGCAGUUGGGCACGGAACACCGCGACUUUGCCGCCGGUUUGGUCUUGCUUUCCGAUGUUCACCGCGAACGCAAGGAAUUCUCCACCGCUCAGAUCCUGCUCAAGCAAGCCAUCCAGUGCGGACGUGCCGCAUUGGGACAGUCUCAUCCAGACUUGGCAUUGAUCUUUAACAACUUGGGAAGCCUCAGCUACGAACUCCGCCAAUACGAUGAAGCACUCGAGUACUACGUGGAAUGCGUCACCAUCCAGAGCGAGUUCCUCGAGCCCCAUCACCCACACAUUGUCAUUUCCUUGUUGAAUGUCGCUCAGAUUCACAAACAAAAGGGUGACUACGCCACCGCCUUCAAGGUCUACCGCGAAGUCUACAACAUCCACUUGGAUACAUUUGGACCCGACAGCAUGGAAGUUGCUACUACCUUGAGCAGCAUGGCCUUGAUGAAGUACUUGAUCAAGGACUACCGCGUCUCCUUGAACUUUUACGAAGAAGCACUUCGUGUGCACCGUGCCAACCAAUCCAGCAACAGCACCCAUGACAUGGACAUUGCCGCCACACUCAACUCGAUUGGACUGGUUCGCUUCAAGAUGGAUGACUUUGAUCAUGCCAAGGAUGCCUUUUUGGAGUGUCUUGACAUUCGCAAGCGCAUCUUGGGAGCCGAUCACCGUGACAUUGCCGUCAUGUGGUACAACUUGGCCACCAUCUACUUGGAAAAGGGAGAAGAUCAGACUGCCAUGAAGCUCUACAGCGAGUCCCUUCGUGUGGAACGACGUGCCUUGGGAGAGAAGCACCCCGAAAUCUCCUUGACCCUCCAACACUUGGGUCAGAUGCACCAAGAACGUGGGGAAUUGGAAAAGGCUGUCGAGUACUUUCAAGAAGCCUUGGAAAUUGAACGCAUGGUCAUGGCCCAGCAUGGUGCCGAUGCCCAAAAAGAACGCGAUGCCACCAUGGCAUCCAUCUGCAAGCUCCUCAACUUGAUUGGCAACAUCCACCUCAUGUUGGGAUGUGUCGAUCAAAUGAUGGCUUGCUUCGAAGAAGCCUGCCAGUGCGGGCAACACAAUGGGGAAGGAUUGAUUAUUGCAGGACACAACUUUUACGGUUUGAGCCGACUGCAUCCUCCCUGUGCUCCAUUGGCAUAAAAUGCAUUAUAUUAAUAAGCAAACAAUAUAUAUUACAAAGACUUUACUGCCU